Molecule: messenger RNA, 3697 nt
Organism: Cyprinodon tularosa
Lineage: Eukaryota; Metazoa; Chordata; Actinopteri; Cyprinodontiformes; Cyprinodontidae
Product: G protein-activated inward rectifier potassium channel 3-like
Exons: 3
Coding region: 176-1888 (570 amino acids)
Biological process (GO): regulation of monoatomic ion transmembrane transport; potassium ion import across plasma membrane
Cellular component (GO): plasma membrane
Molecular function (GO): inward rectifier potassium channel activity
Source: RefSeq, a predicted model, not a curated record
UAGAGAGCAAAAGCAUUGAGGUUAGCUUUUUGUUCUUGAUGGGAGCUUUGCUGAGAUCUAAUAAUGUGUGAUAGUUCUUUUGCAUGUUCUUUGGGGCUUUGAACAAACUAUAUACUUUGGUGGUUAUGACAUCAUGAUCAUAUAAGCUAGUGUUGGGUCUCCUCACAAUUCUGUGAUGUAUUGUGGUGAAAGAGAGGACAGCAAUGUGGAGGUCACGCAGUGCUCCAGAUCUGCUGAGACAACAGAGAGCCACUCAACACCAGCCGGGGAGAAAAUCUCCUGGGAGAGCUUCUUGAUAAGGGCGGAGACAGACAGAAGAGUCAACAACUCCAUGCCAGGGACUUUUCCUGAUUUUUCACCGACCAAGAGAGGUUCUAAAAGCACUACAGAUAUUCCUCAUCCAAGCAUUUGCUUGCUUCCUCCCUGCCCUUCAGACAACGCAGAUAAAGAGCAGAGUAAUUGGCGUCGCUGUUCAUUGAUUGAAACCAACAAUGUCUCAAGGUUCCGUCGACAUGCUCUCAGUGUCCCAAACAUGGGCUCAUCCAGCCCGCUCCAUUUCCUUAACAGCACUCCUCUUCUCAGCAGCCCUAUCUCACCAGCACACAGCAGCAUUUCUAGCCCUGGAAGAGAAAUAGAGAGGCUUGCCAAGGCUCGCAGUAAACUCCUGGAGAGUGAGAACCAACAAACACCCAGAAUUCCCCGUGAAACCAGAGAGCAACAUCGCUAUGUGUCCAAGGAUGGGAAGUGCAGAGUCAACCUGGGCCAUAUUGAUGAAAGGGGUCGUUUUCUGUCUGAUAUUUUUACUUCUUUUGUGGACCUCCAGUACCGCUGGUUUCUAUUUGUUUUCAUGAUGUGCUAUAUAACGACUUGGUUCUUAUUUGCUGGGCUCUAUUACAUUAACGCAUCCAUUAGAGGUGACUUAGUACAAGGGCGACCUCUUGGUACUAAUCAGAACAAAUAUGGGGAACAAUAUGCUUGUUACGUGGGUAUAGACGGUUUCAUUUCCGCUCUCCUCUUCUCUGUGGAAACACAGCGUACCAUUGGUUAUGGUUCAAGGACUGUUUCCGCUUCCUGCCAAGAGGGCGUCCUGCUUGUCAUGUUGCAGUGCAUUGUAGGCUCCAUGAUAGAUGCCCUCAUGGUGGGCUGUAUGUUUGUGAAAAUAUCCCGCCCUAAAAAGCGAGCUGAGACACUUCUUUUCAGUCGUACAUGUGUCAUUGCAAACCGGGAUGACCAGCUAUGCCUGAUGUUUCGUAUCGGAGACCUGAGAGAAAGUCACAUGGUGGAUGCAAAGGUUAGAGCAAAGUUAAUCAAGUCCCGCCAGACAGCCGAGGGAGAAUUCCUGCCUCUUGAACAGACAGAGAUUGAUCUUGGUUAUGAAACUGGAUCGGACAGACUUUUCCUCGUUGAACCUCAAGUCAUAAAGCACAACAUUGAUGUCAACAGUCCUCUGUGGAACCUGGGCCCUGAGCAACUUAGACGGCAACAGUUUGAGAUAAUUGUUAUCUUGGAAGGAAUUGUUGAGGCCACAGGAAUGAUGUGCCAAGCCAAAACAUCUUACAUUGAAACAGAGAUUGAGUGGGGUGCACGCUUUGAACCAUGUAUGACAUUGGAGAAAGGCUCAUUUCGAGUGGAUCUGCGUCGGUUUCACAGCACCUACAAGGUACCACUGCCUAACUGUAGUGCCAGCCAAGCACACCAGCUGAUGCUUCUGGCUGAUUGCAAUGCCCAAAGCCACAAGGCCUGCAGAGACUGGGUAGCUUUUGCAGAGAGAACAGCUAUGGAGGACAAGGACAAGUCUCCGUCUCAUGUUCGGUUUACUAUCGGUGACAUUCAGGAGGAAAGGUCAGACAGUAAUGAAAACGAAGCAAGUGCAGAGCAGAUUCUGUAAUAGAAUCCUGGAAGGACUUCAAAGAUUUACUUUACUUUUAAAUGUGUAUAGAUUCAUCUAUUGAUAAACAAAUUUUGGUUAAGCAUUUUUUCACUAAAAUUGACAUGGAUUGUAAAAAAGCAAGAGCAUGAAUAAAAUGUAAUACUGACAAAUAGACUGCACUUUACUGCCCUAUUUUUGUAUUUUUGCUUGAGAUUGUGUAUGACUUGGUUUGGACAGAUUUUAUCCUAGAAAUGUUAUAAGGCUUAAAAGAGCUCCUCCAGCUUAAGGUGACCAGAUUUUUAUUUUACAUUAAGGAAUUAAGGGGCAUCUAUUGCUCAGAGAUAGAACAAAAAAUUUAAUAAAAAAAAUGAUUAAGAAUUUUUGCAUAUUUACUCAUUAAGCAAUAAAAAGUGUAACAUCCGGAAUGUGUCUUUCCUUACUAUCAUGGGGAAGUGGGGGUGCUGGGGGUCCUGCAGCACAUCCUGGUGGCGAUGGGGAGAGAAAAAACAUAUGCUGAAUAUGUUCAGCUUGUCCCACGCAUAAUUAUUAUGAUAGAUGUUACCAUGUAUUUGUGACUGGGUAUAAUUAAAUAAUAAUCACUAUAUUGUCAAAGAUUUGGGGGAAUUUAAUGUUGAUCCCACCAGAUUGUUCACCACACAGGUGCAGAUCAUCAGCCUCAUAACCAGAGCGGCACAAGAGGAGCAGGUCACCACUAUUCUUUGAUGGAGUUUUACCCUAUAUGGUAACAUUUAGCCCUCAUGAUUCGCACUCAUACUGUUAGUCAAUUUAUGCAGUUUAAAACCGGGUUAGCCAUUGUCUGGGGCCCCCCAGCCCGCUCGGGGCCACAAAAAAUUGCUUGUUUUGCUUGCUUUGUUGCAGCGGGCCUGAAUACAGGAAGGGGUUAGGGUCUGACAAACUCCGCCAUUUGUACUGUGGUCCCUCUCCACUCCUUUUCUGCACAUAUUUGACUCAGAUUCUGCAUGUGCCUUUCUCUGCCUGGGGUCCAUUUAACGAAGGAGGUUUACUGAAAACUAAGUUUUCUAAACCUGAAGUAUGGGAAAAUCUGAGUUUUCCGUUUUACAAAGAGAGUUUACUCAACCUCUGUUUUAGUCACCAUAGUAACAUUCUCCCUAGAGCUAACCUGGUCGGGAACAGGUUUUCUUCAGUAAACACGGAGUGUCCUCUGUCUCCAUUUUUUUUUUAACUUUCUGAAAUUUCUACUGGAAAAAUGUAAUUACAGUUCACCAUUUUAUUUUCUGAUUUAAUCAGGAGAGUCUGGUCGUAGUUUUGUGCAUACAAUGAAAAAAUAUAAUACGCACACUGUUUUUUUUUUUUUUUUUAAACAAAUAUCGCAUGUCAUUUGACGAGGAUCAUAUCAGAGAAUGAUGGGCACUUUCUUCACCAAUAAUUAAAGGGAGAUGAUUCUACAACUCAGUUUAUUUGUUUUUGAUUUGUUUAAUAUGAGCCACAAGCGGAUCAUUUUAUUUUUUCUGUUUAUUUUUACAGUAGUUGCUUGAGGAAUUACUAAGAUUAUUUUGAGAUUAAAUAUUAAUAGAUUUGUUAAUUCAGCUGUUGAUUCAGAUAGUAAUACGCUGCUGCCAGAUGUUUGACCCUAAAUAGUAUACAUUGAUUCACUACUAUUCAAGGAAUAAACCCGUUAUAUCAUCAUGUUCACAAUUUCUAUGGCAAGCCAAUUUGAUAUGUCACUGUCUUGGUUCUGUUAUGUUUUACUUUGCUCCAUGUUUUCCAGUUUUAUUGGUUUAAUUCCUAUUUUGUUGUAUUUUCUGGAUAUAUUUGAGUUCUUAGGUUUUUAUUUGUUGCCGUCUU